AGAGACCUCGAUAAACCCUAAUAAUCUUGUAUCCCUAUUUCGAUUUUGAUAGAGGUUAAAAACCAAAGUCUCUCUGCUUGCCUCAAAUCGAAGAAGAAGAAGAAAAGCCCUUCAAACCAUGGGGAAUUUGGAUUUGGAGCAGCAUUCACCCGAAAAGGAAGAGAUGAAGACGAAGAAGAAAAGAUCCAGAGACAAAGCGAAGAUACUAAAGCAGCUAGCGAAGAGGGAGGUUAAAGAGCCAAAAUCAAUAACAGAUGAAGAACCGAAGAAGAAGAAGAAGAAACUAAAGCAGGUUGCGACAGAGGAUGAAGAGACCGAAGCAAUUAGCGAUGAAGAACCAAAGAAGAAGAAGAUGGGUAUAAUGACUAACGAAACGUUUGAGUCAUUGGGGCUAUCUGAUAACACUCAUAAAUCCAUCAAAGAGAUGGGAUUCGCACGCAUGACUCAGAUUCAAGCUAAAGCGAUUCCGCCGUUGAUGAUGGGGAAAGAUGUACUCGGAGCUGCCAGAACCGGUUCUGGAAAGACCUUGGCUUUUCUUAUACCCGCUGUAGAGCUUCUUUACCAUGUCCGGUUUACUCCUCGCAAUGGAACCGGUGUUAUUGUGAUUUGUCCAACAAGAGAGCUUGCCAUUCAGUCGUAUUUAGUGGCGAAAGAGCUUCUUAAGUUCCAUUCUCAGACCGUGGGAAAGGUUAUUGGUGGUGAGCCCAGAAAGAAAGAAGUUGAAAUUCUUGUCAAAGGUGUUAAUCUGUUGGUGGCUACCCCUGGCAGACUUCUCGAUCACCUUGAGAAUACUGAUGGAUUUGUAUUCAAGAACUUGAAGUUUCUUGUUAUGGAUGAGGCUGAUAGGAUACUGGAACAGAACUUUGAAGAAGACAUGAAGAAGAUCAUUAAGCUUCUACCAAAGACAAGGCAGACGUCACUGUUUUCCGCCACACAGACAUCCAAGGUUGAGGAUCUUGCUAGGGUGUCACUUACAUCACCUGUUUAUAUUGAUGUGGACGAAGGACGAAAAGAGGUUACAAAUGAAGGCUUGGAGCAAGGUUACUGUGUUGUGCCAAGUGCAAAGCGGUUACUCUUUUUACUCACCUUCUUGAAGACGUUUCACGGGAAGAAGAAGAUCAUGGUAUUUUUCUCCACUUGCAAAUCGACAAAGUUUCACACGGAACUCUUUCGGUACAUCAAAAUAGAUUGCCUCGCCAUCCAUGGAGGGAUGGAGCAGAGCAAAAGGACUUCAACGUUUUUCCAGUUCGUAAAGUUGGAAACUGGUGUCUUAUUGUGUACUAAUGUAGGUGCCCGUGGUCUUGACUUCCCACGUGUGGAUUGGAUUGUGCAGUAUGAUCCUCCAGAUGAUCCUACGGAAUACAUUCAUAGAGUAGGUAGAACAGCUCGUGGAGAGGGUGCAAAAGGGAAGGCUCUGCUUGUUCUAACUCCAGCGGAGUUGCAGUUUAUUCAGUAUCUCAAGGCAGCUAAAAUUCCUGUUGAAGAACAUGAAUUUGAGGAAGAGAAGUUGCUCAAUGUGCAGGCUUUCCUGGAAAAGACGAUAUCUGAAAACAGUGCAUUGAGCGUGUCAGCAAAAGAAGCAUACAAGACUUACAUAUCAGGAUAUGAUUCUCACUCUAUGAAAGAUGUCUUUAAUGCUCACCGACUCGAUCUCAAGGAGGUUGCGGCUUCGUUCUGUUUCUCAUCACCACCCAAAUUAUUGCUGAAGAUACAUCGAGAAGGAGACGGGUACAGGAGCAAGAGAGAACCUGUUAAUAAUAAGUUUAACAGAGGUCGUGGUGGCAGACCCGGCGGUAAAACUAAGUUCGAGAGGUACUAAUAGUGACGAGACAAGACAAGAGAGACCAGUUUUGUCCUUGAUACACUUGGGAGCAUUUUACUCUCUCUUUUUUUUGCAUUAAAACAUUUCUGUUUAGUUACCAUGCUUCGAAUCCAGGAUCUAAAGAUCAAUUUCUUAUUAAUCUACAAUCGUAAUGAUAAACAAAUUCUACCUUUUAUACAAACAUUGUAGUUUCUAAUAAAGGCCUCGUAUGAGUGAGUUUUCAUCGAA
Brassica oleracea var. oleracea is the source of this 2050-nucleotide messenger RNA. Its product is annotated as DEAD-box ATP-dependent RNA helicase 27. Lineage: Eukaryota; Viridiplantae; Streptophyta; Magnoliopsida; Brassicales; Brassicaceae. Gene Ontology annotation, biological process: maturation of LSU-rRNA from tricistronic rRNA transcript (SSU-rRNA, 5.8S rRNA, LSU-rRNA). Gene Ontology annotation, cellular component: nucleolus. Gene Ontology annotation, molecular function: nucleic acid binding; ATP binding; RNA helicase activity. The coding region runs from base 119 to 1819 and encodes 566 amino acids. The transcript has 12 exons. The record is from RefSeq and is a predicted model, not a curated record.